CAGUCUUUCAUACAAUCAGGUCUUCCUUGUCUCUCUGUGAACCCUUAAUUAAUACAUUGCAAGCACAUUUUAUCUAGACUAUUUUUUGGCACAUUCAACUAAAAGUCUGCUGGGGUAAGCACACAAAACUGGGCCUUCCCUUCUCUUUUACUGAAGAAAGAAUCAUAACUUUAAAUGAAACAAGCACUGAUACUGAAUAUGCAAACCACAAGGCUAUUCUACACUGUCACACUGCAAGAAUCUGACUAUUUUGUAGAAACUGGUACAAGCUCAUCAACAGACACACUUUAGGAGAUUCAGCAGCUAUCAAAAACUGCAAAAUUCAAGUUCAAAAUUUGGGAGAGUAAAAAAAAUUCAUUCUAGGCCUUCUUUAUUGCUUUUACCUCAACAGCUCCAUCUCAUUCCUGCAAAUGCUCCAAGUCGUCCAGUCCACAUCCAAAAAGCUUCUAAAAAAUUUCUGCUUAACAUUUUUGCAAAGCUUUAAUGCCAGGUGAUGUAUUAGUGUUCAGGAUUAAGUAACUGCAUUAUUACUAGUGACAGACAUCUACAGGCCUCCAGAAAUUUCAUGGUCAAGAAAGAAUAAUAUCUAGGAUUAAUGGCAGUUUGAUCUGAAUUCUGAGAAUCUGAAUGUUAAAGACAAGGAUUUUGCCACUACUUUAGACAGGUAGCCUUUUUUCAGGGGGAAAACAGCUCCAAAAGUGUUUUACAAGAGAGCAUUCCACAUCAUGUCAUGUUUAUCUGAAAUUAUCUCAUCAAUUUAGCAGCAUGGCAUAUCUGACAGAACAAAUAUUUAAUAAGGAUGCAAUGUUUCUAAAUUCAGUAUCAGUUAAUACAUCAUCAUCCAUUGCUUGAACUUUCUAAUGCUCUUUUGUUUCAAGCACUUGCUUGGCUCAAAUUGCUCCAGACAGCAGCUUAUUAGUAUUAUUUAUCCAUUAAUGCAACUAUGAACAUCACACAAUACAUAAGUCUUUAGAGCUCAGGAUCUAAAGAUAAGUAGGAUUAAAGCAUGCCUUUUCAUGCUAUAAAAGCAAUUUGUUCCCCAGAAUUAUUUUCCAGCUGGCUUGAAAGAUUAUCAUAAAUGGAAGGAAAAGGCAAGGGUAAAAAAAAGCCAGUGUUCAGACAGUGACAUUGCAAAACUAUAUUCCUACUUCAGGGAUGUGAAAUAAUUCAUAAGAUAACACAACACAGACUGUUUUCCAUAUGUAAUAGAUUAUUCAUGCCACUGGACAGAUCCAGUUGUAACUAAUCAGUGGAAAAGCAGAAUGCAGUAGCUGCAGAGAUAAUUCCAAGAGCAGCUGUAAUUAAAAAAACACACACAUAUCAAUAAACAGGAAAGUGGUUUCUGUAAAAACUACAACAGUAAUUUCAAUUUAUAAAUUCCUUCUACGACAAUCACAAACAUCUGGACAACAGAAUAAAGGCCAGCCCAAUGCUUAAAACCUAUAAGCAAUAUUUUUCAUUAUUUAAAAAAAAAAAAAAUCACAAAACCUGUAAAUAAAAUCCCUGAGUAGGAAAUAUGUCAGAUAAAUCUCUAAGCAGAGGUGCCCUAACUUGAAGUGCCCACUCUCAGCUAGAAGCAACAUCUGUUGUUAGAGCUGGUCUACACACAAAUCAGAACUGGGUUCACCAAACCUUUAAACUUUAAAGCCAAGCCAAAGGCUGGGAAGGCAUUUCAGUGAGCAAUCCUCUUCAGACUAAAAACCCUGUAUCAGAAUUCCUGCUAUGCUGAUGCUGAGGUACAUGGGGUGAGAACACACGGUACAUACACAGUCAGCAGAGAUGUGGAAGGGAGACUGCAAUUUGGGGAGAGAAGCAGCACCAAGAAAAAGGAAGCAAAGCAGCUGGCUAAAAAGCCAUUCCAGCAAGCACCCAGCUACAUCAAGGUAGCUACUCCUGCUUGAAAUUUCUGCUCCAGUACAGUUCAUGUGUACACAAAGAUAAAAAGCACAGGUAUGAGCAGCUAUACCCUAGGCCAAAACCAGCUGAAUGACUGCAGGCUGUUAGAAUCUCCAAGAAUGAGACAUCUGACAGCAGGUAUUUAGUUCAGUGCUAACACCAGAAGUGCUAACGCUCAGAUUUUAGAGUUUUGAUUUACAUUUCUACUAGCAUAAUUGCCAGUGUGCAGUUCAGGCCAUACCUGAGAAGAAUAAAUCAACACUACUUUCCUUGGACGUUUUGCCAAUAGAUUAUGCCAGAAAAUACCCUGACCUUGCUUCAUCAAUUUCUGUUUUAUGGGAAGUGAGCUCCUGUCCUUAGGUAUUGGCAAAAGUAUAGGAGUCUGUAGAGUAUCUCAAGAGAAAAAGAAAGAGCCUGAAUAACAAUGGAUAAAACAUAUUAAGCAACCAGUUUAGGUUCAGAAUAGGAAUGUUCUCAAGGGUCCAAAUUAGCAAACCAUUGCUUCUCAUAACAAAAGACUUUGGCAUGAGAACCAUACAAUAAAUAGUUCUUAGCAUCUCACUGGGUCAGGCAAUGGUGUAGCAAAACACAGUUUGCUAGUUCUAGUGACACUCUGGAACUUUACUGCAGUAAAAUGGAGGUGCAACAUACUGCUCAUAACAAAACACCCAUUCCAAGAAUUUGUCUGUGUCUCUCUAACAGACAGCUCCACAAAAAUGUCACCUUAGUGCUCAGUAGGUGUCACAAGGUCAAGUGAAUGGAAACAAGAAGAUAUUAGGAAAGAAUAAUCCGGCUUCUUUCAGGUUUCAAGAACCUUGAGAACUGCAUUUGUCAUCCCACACUUCAUUUGGACAGGAGUUAACAUACAAAAAGUCUCAGAGAGCACCACAAGGGCAGUUCAUAGGCACAAAACAAUGCCAGUAUGGGUAACAUUUAAAUAGAUGAGCACUGAAGGGACAGUACAGAACCUCUACUAUGGUGACAGUUGGACAUGUUAGUCCCUACUUCUUCUAAUACAAGAACUAUGAGGUACCAAAUACUACUAGUGAAAAACAGGUUCAAGUCAAAGAAAAGCAGGUGAUUCUUCACACAGGCAAGGAUGGUCUGUGAAAUUACUGAGUAAAGGAUGUGGCAGAUGCUAGCAGUUUACUGUUUCAAAAAACAACUGGGCAAAUCAUGGUAGAGAACUGUACCAACAGGCGUCAAGUGGAAAAAAAAAAAAUGAGAAAAAAAACCCCAAGCAAACAACAAACCAACAACUCACACCAAAUACACUGGCAGUUCUCCAAAUCAUAAAAUUGCUUAGUGAAUUUCUUUCAGAAUAGUUUCCUGUCUAAGAAUUGUUAAAUUCUUCCCCAGAUUUUUCCCCAAUUAAAGACCAUUGCCAAUGUAAGAAAACAACCUACAAAGACCUUGAACAGUACUCCAUCCAUUCUUGUGUAGACAUCUUUCUUUUUAGCUAACAAAACCCUUCUAAACAUAAGCAUCAUUUGCAAUGCAACUGCUUAUAUAUCAAUUUCAUAAUGCUUCACUCACUCUGUCUCUCCCUUGCCUUCCCUUUCUCUCUUUUCAGAUUAAGGAAAAUCCAGAUGGGGUGCAGGUGCUGCAAAAUGAUACAAAGCUAUAUCAUUGAUCCAGAAGAAGUACAAUCAUCUGGAUGCAUUCAUGAAGUAAACAGCUAUAAACACAAGGAACAAGGCAGCAAUAAAUCCAAAUUCAAAGAGAAUAGUGAAAAUGAAGAACCCAAAAAUGAACUCCAGAAGGAUGAUGUAAACAAAACAGAAAAUAAAAAUCCAGUAAACAGUACAACAGACACUCUCUGGAAUCACAGAGGCAAUGAUUCUCAUGAGGAUGGCCUUGUGAAGUGUGCUGCAAAGCUUGAUGUUGCAGUCAAUGGUGGCAACUCCUGUGCUCAGCACUCCAUGCUCAACCCCAACACAAGCCCAGUGAAAGAAACCAGUGAAAAGGGAACCUCCAGCCAGUCAGAGGCCUCUUCAGCCAGCACUAGAGACUUUUACACCAAAUCAAAUAGGUCUGGACAAGAACUUGACCUGGAGACAGGCAGUCAGAGCAAGGCAGCCAGCAAUGUGCCUAACAGUAUUCCAGACCCCCAGACUGCAGAAGACACAGUCUUUCUCAAAGGAAACUCAAUACUGGAGACAGAAAACAAUGCCAUAAGACUGCCAGAGAUUGAUUAUCCCCAAAAUGGCAAUCAAGCUGGGAACUAUGUUGAAAAAGACAGCUUUUCAGUCAACUGUGCACAUUCAGACCAAAACACUGUUGCUUCAGCAAUACAGGACCAGGACCUUCAUGUAACCCCACCUCUGCCUGUGAAAGAGAGCAGUAUUGAACCUUUUAAAACUGACACUGCCAGUUUGAGUGAGAGCCUUACUGGUGGCAUCACUGCAGUGACUGUUACCAAAGUCACACAGGCACCCACACACACCAACCAUAAAGAUGUCAAUGGAGGAAUUGAGGAGGAAGAUGCAGAAGUUGCAGCAGCUCUGGCUGCACUGGACGCUGCAACAGCAGGAGAAGACCUGGAAGAUGAUGAUGAGUACUAGAUGGUUUCUUUUUAAUAUACUGGGUAAGAUACAGAUGGUAUUUCUGGAUCAAUAUGAACAUACAGCACACAGGGAGAGCUGUUAUGAACAGCAUAUAUAAAAGGAGUUGGGACUAAACCUGUCCCUUCAGCUAAUUUAUACAAGUCUUUAUAAAAGGCUGUUUUAUACAGCCUUUUAAUUUCUACUGUCUGAGGUACAGAAGUGCUUCCUUGACUAAUGGUAAUACUCUUCUCUGUGGGCCUAAAUAUGAGGGCAAAGCAUCAUUUCUUCCACACAGAAUACUCAGCUGUACACCCACCUCAUCUUUUUUCAUCCAAGUGUUUCCUUUUUUUCUCAUGAAGGUCUGUGCACACUGCAUUUUCCAGGUUCACAAAACUCCCAUUAUUUAAAAUAUGAGUAUUGAAGUCACGAAGUUAGAAACUACAUAUUUUUAUCAUUCACAGAGAAAAACUACAUAACUGAGCCAAAGUUCUAUGAUCUACUAAAACAUGAAAUAGGGAAGGCAGCUUGGACUGAACUUUACCAUGGCUAUGCUUCCAUUAUUUUAGAAUAAGCCUAAAUCUGUGCAUGUGCACCUGGCAUUAGAAUGAGAACAUAAUUUCUCCACACAGACCUCUCCCUUGACUGUGUUUGAUACCCCAAGUGUUGCUGCUUCAGUUCCUUAAAACAGCAGAAGCCCAACCAAAUCCAAGGGAGUGGGUAACUUUCUGUUGUUUUAAUGUGGCAAAGUAGGUCAUUAAAGAAUUGCCCACCCACUAUCAGAGAGGCCAGAGAGAAAUGAAAACUCGGUCCCUUCCAGUUUGGAUAGAUUAAAAAUGUUGCAAAACUACAGCCUGAAACCUCUGAAGUCCACUGAUGUGACAGCUGCACAUCACCUGUCUUAACAAUACACUUUUCAAGCAGGUUGUGUCUCAAACAUCCCCAGCAAGAUGUGUUUUGUUUAUACAAAAACAGCAAGAGUCAAUGUGGACCCCUCCUUAGCUCUGCUGUAACCCCUAAAUUUACAUCAGGAAAGGACUCGAGCUUCCAAACUGGAUUAAGCAUAAGAUCUGCAAAUAGUUGCAUUCUCAGGGGAGAAAAAAAAAGGAGGUAGAGACCAAUUUGGUGCUGCCAAUUCAGUAAAAGUAUGGUUGAAACAGAAAGUGCUUGACAUUUUAUACUGAAAUUUUGUGAUUCCCAAGUUUUUGUUAUAAACUCCUAAUAAAUUUUUAGCCAUAUAAAAAAUGAUCUGGUGGCUUUUGAACUUUAUGCAUUUUCUGAAUAUAAAAGUUACAUUAAAGAAUUUCAAUAGGAUAUAGCCCUCAUUAGAUACAUGAAAAGUACCAACAAUGUAUUUACCUACAGUAUAUGCUGAUUUUGAUUUCUCAGAACAUAUAAUGAUACUCCUAGGAGCAAUUAAAACAACCUAAAGUCUCAGCUUGUAAAGAACUAUAUUCAGCUACAGGCAAGAGUCACAACA
Messenger RNA from Oenanthe melanoleuca, 5919 nucleotides. It is a transcript of the gene PGCKA1, whose product is annotated as chromosome 4 C4orf19 homolog. The coding region runs from base 3420 to 4460 and encodes 346 amino acids. The record is from RefSeq and is a predicted model, not a curated record. Lineage: Eukaryota; Metazoa; Chordata; Aves; Passeriformes; Muscicapidae. The transcript is spliced from 2 exons.